Molecule: messenger RNA, 2820 nt
Organism: Cyclopterus lumpus (lumpfish)
Lineage: Eukaryota; Metazoa; Chordata; Actinopteri; Perciformes; Cyclopteridae
Gene: cnppd1
Product: cyclin Pas1/PHO80 domain containing 1
Exons: 8
Coding region: 224-1546 (440 amino acids)
Biological process (GO): regulation of cyclin-dependent protein serine/threonine kinase activity
Cellular component (GO): nucleus; cyclin-dependent protein kinase holoenzyme complex
Molecular function (GO): cyclin-dependent protein serine/threonine kinase regulator activity; protein kinase binding
Source: RefSeq, a predicted model, not a curated record
GCAGCAGGUGGCGGUAUAGACCUUGGUAGUGCAACCCGCCAGAGACGCAAAGCAGAAGAAGAUGCUGUAGGUGCUAAGUGUCUCCAGAAGAUGGCGCUAAGGUGUCCCUGAUGAAGUGAGUCAGGUCAGGGCGUGUUGCUAUCUGAGCGCUACUCGUCAGCCGGGGCCAGGCCGAACAGUCGUCUUUUCAACGUGUGGCGGGCUCACGUUCAAUGCAGUAGAGAUGGAUUUCGACGCCUUAUUUAAUGAAAAGACAUUUCAGUAUUCAGACUUCCAGGAGUUUACGUUUCUUCCUGGACACCAGAAGUUGACUGAACGAGUGAGAAAGCGACUGUAUUAUGGGCUGGACAUGGACGGCACUCUAGAUGCCCUCUCUUGCCCUGUUACAGAUAUCGCUGUUGAGAUAUUCCAGAAGUCCGCCCCAAGCCCCAUACGCAAGCUCCAGAAGAAGUAUGCCGCUCAUGUUUCCAGGGAGGCUUGCAUCUCCCCGUGUGCCAUGAUGCUGGCUCUCGUUUACAUAGAAAGGCUCCGACACAGAAACCCUGAGUACCUUCAAAAGAUCUCCUCCUCUGACCUCUUCCUGAUCUCCAUGAUGGUUGCCAGCAAGUAUCUGUAUGAUGAAGGAGAGGAGGAAGAGGUUUUCAACGAUGAGUGGGGAGCAGCUGGGAAGUUGGACGUCAAAACCGUCAAUAACCUGGAGAUGAACUUCUUGAAUGCAAUUGAGUGGAGCCUCUUCACAGAGCCAAAUGACUUAUUUGAUAUACUGAGUCAACUGGAAACCAGCAUUGCAGAGCGGCAGGGGAUGAAACGCGGCUGGUUCACCUACACUGACCUCUGUGUGCUUCUGGAGCAAUCGGUGUGGCGUCAAGCCCUCACAGCCAUCUAUCAGCAUUUUAUCAAGGUUUCCUGUAUGCUCGGCCUGGUGUAUCUGACCAGCGUGGCUGGCCUUAUUGCCACCAGCGCUGUGCUGCACCAGCUCAGUCUCUCCAGAAGCGGCCCGUCCCUGCUCCCACCUCCUGCUGAGAUUAGCCCGGACCUUCAGACCUCUGACCCGAAAGCAGAAGCUCCUUCUGCAGCCCCGCACCUCCCCUGUUGCAUUCUGGCCAACAAGAGUCUGAGCCGUCAGACCGGUGCACCUGGAAUCGGACAGGACCUCCUACAAAAUCCUCCAUCGGCUUCCUCACAGACCUCAAUAUUGUGUCUCUGGGGCUCCCUCCUUGCUUCAAUGGGUCACAUACAUCCUGAAAGUGAUUCUGAUCUAGAUGCACUUCGAACCUGGUUGCCUGUCUCCUUCUUCUGUCCUGGCUGUCUUGCGUCCCUCCCUCCUCUUCAGUGCGGGCUUAGAAACACCUCAACAGUCUUCGCUCAUGCCCCCAUUGGGAACCAUCAACGUCAUGUACCGUGGCUAGCCUCCAGCCUCCUUGGAGGGGCGGAGCCAAGUCUGAACUCUCGCAUGGGUGUGUUUCCCCCUAUACAGCUGGGACCUUGCCACCCAAAGUCCAUGUUACCCGUCGACAAAGCCCAAGCUCUGCUAAUGCCCGGCUAGCGACUGGCAAACUCCACUGCUGUCAACCUGUACUAAUGGACUCUGGAAAUGAAAGCGGCGUUAUUUUUAUGACUCAUCGACCACUUCAAGUCAUGUUUUGUUUACUUUUUCAGAUCUGGAAUACAGGUACAAAGGCGAGAGUAAUUGCACACAGACAGAGUGAGAAUUUGACAUCACGGUAGAGGGGUGGAAAGUCACUUGUUGCGCAGCACUUCAGAAUAUAUUUGCCAUAAAUGAAAUGCCAUAGUCAAUGCUCUGCAUCUUGUUUUCAUAUACAGAGAAUAUCACAAGGAAUUUAAAGAUAGUUUAGGUUUUCUUGGCUGCAACACAAGUGUUUUGCCUUUGGGAUGAGUUUGUUUUGAGUUAUUAUAUUACAGCUGUAAUGGUAAAGCUGCUUGCUACUUGGCAAGUUGAAGAAAGUGUAUGGAGGUUUCACAGCAGAUCUGAAAGUUGAGUUUCAGAGGGGCUCUGAGAAGAAGGGACUAAACCAGGUUACUUUGUCUACUACAAUUUAGGCUUAUGCAUAUAUGCUUAGUGUAAGCAUUUCGUUUUCAUUUAUGCAUGUCAGGCUUUACAUCAGACAAUGGUCAUACAACUGCAGCAAGUACUGAUUUAUUUUGUACUCCAGAUUUCUGUUACUGUUUGUGAAACAAACAAAACAAAGCGUAUUCAGGUGAAAGCAUCAAAGAAAGGAAAUAGACCAUUUGAAUGCAGAACACCAUCUUCAUACCUCAGUGCAACGGUUGUAAGCCACACACAAAAAUCCAUAAACUCCUCCUAUUCUGGUCAUUUAUAGCGUAACGGUUUUGUCUAUUUUUUUCUUUUCUGUGGCAACAGGAAUUUACACAAUCCUCAAGCCACUUCUCUGUAACAUGGUGUGACCAUAUAAGAGAUUAGCCUAUAAGUUUCCCAUGCUCCAAUGGGAAUAGGUCUUUAUAAAGAGGACGGGCUCCAGCGGCUUUCUUGCCAUUUUGAACUGGUUUCUGGUGGGUGUUUUUUUAAAUUUUUUUUUAAGGGAACUUCAUUUUUCAGUGCAGCAUUGGACAUUUCACUCUUUUUAAAUAGAUUUGUUUGUGUACAGAGUUGCACAUGGAACUCCAAGUCACUGACUUUGUAAUCAAACCUUUCACAAUAUGGCUCGGAGCAUUUGAAUUUAAUACAGCACGAAGUCCUUUUAAUUUUGUACAUGGUGUAAAAUGCAAAUAUUGUACAAAUCUGUAAAAAAAAAAAAAAAAGAACUAAAUAAAGGAAGCAUUUCUUUUUUGACAUUUGUU